This is a messenger RNA of Sphaeroforma arctica JP610, 156 nucleotides long. RefSeq lists its product as hypothetical. The record is from RefSeq and is a predicted model, not a curated record. NCBI's taxonomy places the organism in Eukaryota, Ichthyosporea, Ichthyophonida. The transcript has a single exon. The annotation marks the transcript as partial.
AUGACCAACUACUAUGCAGCCACUGCGGGGGCUGCGGUGCUUGGGAAAGUGGUGCCGCACAGUGCAGUAGACGAGUUGCCUGUGGCUGGUAGCUACGAGGCUCACUACAACUUGGCUUGUAAGGCUAUGGCCUGUGGAGACUUUGCCCGUGCCAAG